Salarias fasciatus (jewelled blenny) is the source of this 838-nucleotide messenger RNA. It is a transcript of the gene naca, whose product is annotated as nascent polypeptide associated complex subunit alpha. The record is from RefSeq and is a predicted model, not a curated record. The transcript is spliced from 8 exons. NCBI's taxonomy places the organism in Eukaryota, Metazoa, Chordata, Actinopteri, Blenniiformes, Blenniidae. Gene Ontology annotation, cellular component: nascent polypeptide-associated complex. The coding region runs from base 83 to 730 and encodes 215 amino acids.
UCUCUCCCGGAUAUCACGCCGGAUCAGAGGUCAGCGGUUCUCUCUCGCAGCCAUCUUGGAUCUAACGUCCUGAGUUGCAACCAUGCCCGGCGAAGCCACAGAAACGGUCCCUGUCACCGAGCAGGAGAUGCAGCAGCCUCAAGUCGAGACUGGAUCCGGCACUGAAUCAGACAGUGACGACUCCGUUCCAGAGCUGGAGGAACAGGACUCGGCACAAACACAGACGCAACAAGCUCAGCUUGCUGCUGCUGCUGAAAUAGACGAAGAACCUGUCAGCAAAGCCAAACAGAGCCGCAGCGAAAAGAAAGCACGAAAGGCAAUGUCAAAGCUUGGUCUCAGGCAGGUCACAGGGGUCACCAGGGUCACCAUCCGCAAGUCAAAGAACAUCCUGUUUGUCAUCACCAAACCAGACGUCUACAAGAGCCCUGCAUCAGACACAUACAUCGUCUUCGGUGAAGCCAAGAUUGAAGAUCUGUCCCAGCAAGCCCAGCUGGCAGCCGCAGAAAAGUUCAAGGUGCAGGGAGAGGCUGUAUCGAAUAUCCAGGAAAACACACAGACGCCAACAGUACAGGAGGAGAGCGAAGAGGAAGAGGUUGAUGAAACCGGAGUUGAGAUUAAGGACAUCGAACUCGUCAUGUCACAAGCCAACGUGUCGCGGGCGAAGGCUGUACGCGCUCUGAAAAACAACAACAACGACAUCGUCAAUGCCAUCAUGGAGUUGACGAUGUAGUGGGACCCUGCUGACGCAGAGUUGAAGAAAGGUUGCUGAUUUACUCCUGAGCUCGUUUAUACAGUUUAUACCUGAGGUGGAAAUAAAGUUGUGGCUUGAUGAAUUGAA